Messenger RNA from Macaca mulatta (Rhesus monkey), 11627 nucleotides. RefSeq names its product glutamate ionotropic receptor NMDA type subunit 2B (gene GRIN2B). NCBI's taxonomy places the organism in Eukaryota, Metazoa, Chordata, Mammalia, Primates, Cercopithecidae. Gene Ontology annotation, molecular function: signaling receptor activity; ligand-gated monoatomic ion channel activity. The record is from RefSeq and is a predicted model, not a curated record. Gene Ontology annotation, biological process: monoatomic ion transport. Gene Ontology annotation, cellular component: membrane.
CUGCCGCGCGGUUGACUUGCACAGCCUGCCCCCGCCCGCUUCCCUUCCCCCGGCUCCGAUCCUCACCAACUGGAAUCUGGGCUCCUGCCUCUCCACCCCCCCCCCACCUCUUUUUGAGAAAGGAAGGUUCCCCCCACCCCCUUUCAAAAACCACUUCCUCCGGCUUCUUCACCUCUAGGAAAUCUCGGGGCUUCGCUCUAUCGAGAGUGCUCGUCAGGGUGAUUCUUGAUCACCACCAUCCAGAAGUGCUGGCGUCCGAAUGCAUAUCCUUUUGCCUUGCAAAGAAGAGUCGUGAACUUCAAAACCCCCGAGACGGAUCAUUAAUCCUGCUUUGCAGGAAAGGAAAACCCUCCAUUCCCAGCCACCGGCCACCCCUCUCCGGAGACUGCAACCGCGGAGGCGCUCGGAGCCGGAAGGGGACGCUUUGGGAAUGACCAUGCUCCACCGAGGGACGGAGCCGGCCCCCAGCUUCUCCACACAGAGCCUCCUCCACUAACGCUCCAAAAACCAAAAACCGUAAUUGCCAGAAGAAGCGUUAAAAAUCUAUUCCAGCCACUAACCUCACAUGCACACGGAAUAAUUACUCUGGAUUCUGCAUUGUGAGCUGCUCUCCAUACCCUGAAUUACCUUUGAAUUAAAUCUUUUUUUUUGAAUUUGCAUCUCUUCAAGACACAAGAUUAAAACAAAAUUGACGCUAAAUUGGAUUUUAAAUUAUCUUCCGUUCAUUUAUCCUUCGUCUUUCUUAUGUGGAUAUGCAAGCAAGAAGAAGGGACUGGACAUUCCCAACAUGCUCACUCCCUUAAUCUGUCCGUCUAGAGGUUUGGCUUCUACAAACCAAGGGAGUCGACGAGUUGAAGAUGAAGCCCAGAGCGGAGUGCUGUUCUCCCAAGUUCUGGUUGGUGUUGGCUGUCCUGGCCGUGUCAGGCAGCAGAGCUCGUUCUCAGAAGAGCCCCCCCAGCAUUGGCAUUGCUGUCAUCCUCGUGGGCACUUCCGACGAGGUGGCCAUCAAGGAUGCCCACGAGAAAGAUGAUUUCCACCAUCUCUCCGUGGUGCCUCGGGUGGAACUGGUAGCCAUGAAUGAGACCGACCCAAAGAGCAUCAUCACCCGCAUCUGUGAUCUCAUGUCUGACCGGAAGAUCCAGGGGGUGGUGUUUGCUGAUGACACAGACCAGGAAGCCAUCGCCCAGAUCCUCGAUUUCAUUUCUGCACAGACUCUCACCCCUAUCCUGGGCAUCCACGGGGGCUCCUCUAUGAUAAUGGCAGAUAAGGAUGAAUCCUCCAUGUUCUUCCAGUUUGGCCCAUCAAUUGAACAGCAAGCUUCCGUAAUGCUCAACAUCAUGGAAGAAUAUGACUGGUACAUCUUUUCUAUCGUCACCACCUAUUUCCCUGGCUACCAGGACUUUGUAAACAAGAUCCGCAGCACCAUUGAGAAUAGCUUUGUGGGCUGGGAGCUAGAGGAAGUCCUCCUACUGGACAUGUCCCUGGACGAUGGAGAUUCUAAGAUCCAGAAUCAGCUCAAGAAACUUCAAAGCCCCAUCAUUCUUCUUUACUGUACCAAGGAAGAAGCCACCUACAUCUUUGAAGUGGCCAACUCAGUAGGGCUGACUGGCUACGGCUACACGUGGAUCGUGCCCAGUCUGGUGGCAGGGGAUACAGACACAGUGCCUGCGGAGUUCCCCACUGGGCUCAUCUCUGUAUCAUAUGAUGAAUGGGACUACGGCCUCCCCGCCAGAGUGAGAGAUGGAAUUGCCAUAAUCACCACUGCUGCUUCUGACAUGCUGUCCGAACACAGCUUCAUCCCUGAGCCCAAAAGCAGUUGUUACAAUACCCAUGAGAAGAGAAUCUACCAGUCCAAUAUGCUAAAUAGGUAUCUGAUCAACGUCACUUUUGAGGGGAGGAAUCUGUCCUUCAGUGAAGAUGGUUACCAGAUGCACCCAAAGCUGGUGAUAAUUCUUCUGAACAAGGAGAGGAAGUGGGAAAGGGUGGGGAAGUGGAAAGACAAGUCCCUGCAGAUGAAGUACUAUGUGUGGCCCCGAAUGUGUCCAGAGACUGAAGAGCAGGAAGAUGACCAUCUGAGCAUUGUGACCCUGGAGGAGGCACCAUUUGUCAUUGUGGAAAGUGUGGACCCUCUGAGUGGAACCUGCAUGAGGAACACAGUCCCCUGCCAAAAACGCAUAAUCACUGAGAAUAAAACAGAUGAGGAGCCGGGUUACAUCAAAAAAUGCUGCAAGGGGUUCUGUAUCGACAUCCUUAAGAAAAUUUCUAAAUCUGUGAAGUUCACCUAUGACCUUUACCUGGUUACCAAUGGCAAGCAUGGGAAGAAAAUCAAUGGAACCUGGAAUGGUAUGAUUGGAGAGGUGGUCAUGAAGAGGGCCUACAUGGCGGUGGGCUCACUCACCAUCAAUGAGGAACGAUCGGAGGUGGUCGACUUCUCUGUGCCCUUCAUAGAGACAGGCAUCAGUGUCAUGGUGUCACGCAGCAAUGGGACUGUCUCACCUUCUGCCUUCUUAGAGCCAUUCAGUGCUGACGUAUGGGUGAUGAUGUUUGUGAUGCUGCUCAUCGUCUCAGCUGUGGCUGUCUUUGUCUUUGAGUACUUCAGCCCUGUGGGUUAUAACAGGUGCCUCGCUGAUGGCAGAGAGCCUGGUGGCCCCUCUUUCACCAUCGGCAAAGCUAUUUGGUUGCUCUGGGGUCUGGUGUUUAACAACUCCGUACCUGUGCAGAACCCAAAGGGGACCACCUCCAAGAUCAUGGUGUCAGUGUGGGCCUUCUUUGCUGUCAUCUUCCUGGCCAGCUACACUGCCAACUUAGCUGCCUUCAUGAUCCAAGAGGAAUAUGUGGACCAGGUUUCUGGCUUGAGCGACAAAAAGUUCCAGAGACCUAAUGACUUCUCACCCCCUUUCCGCUUUGGGACCGUGCCCAACGGCAGCACAGAGAGAAAUAUUCGCAAUAACUAUGCAGAAAUGCAUGCCUACAUGGGAAAGUUCAACCAGAGGGGUGUAGAUGAUGCAUUGCUCUCCCUGAAAACAGGGAAACUGGAUGCCUUCAUCUAUGAUGCAGCAGUGCUGAACUAUAUGGCAGGCAGAGAUGAAGGCUGCAAGCUGGUGACCAUUGGCAGUGGGAAGGUCUUUGCUUCCACUGGCUAUGGCAUUGCCAUCCAAAAAGAUUCUGGGUGGAAGCGCCAGGUGGACCUUGCUAUCCUGCAGCUCUUUGGAGAUGGGGAGAUGGAAGAACUGGAAGCUCUCUGGCUCACUGGCAUUUGUCACAAUGAGAAGAAUGAGGUCAUGAGCAGCCAGCUGGACAUUGACAACAUGGCAGGGGUCUUCUACAUGUUGGGGGCGGCCAUGGCUCUCAGCCUCAUCACCUUCAUCUGCGAACACCUUUUCUAUUGGCAGUUCCGACAUUGCUUUAUGGGUGUCUGUUCUGGCAAGCCUGGCAUGGUCUUCUCCAUCAGCAGAGGCAUCUACAGCUGCAUCCAUGGGGUGGCGAUCGAGGAGCGCCAAUCCGUAAUGAACUCCCCCACCGCAACCAUGAACAACACACACUCCAACAUCCUGCGCCUGCUGCGCACAGCCAAGAACAUGGCUAACCUGUCUGGUGUGAACGGCUCCCCGCAGAGCGCCCUGGACUUCAUCCGACGGGAGUCAUCUGUCUAUGACAUCUCGGAGCAUCGCCGCAGCUUCACACAUUCUGACUGCAAAUCCUACAACAACCCGCCCUGUGAGGAGAACCUCUUCAGUGACUACAUCAGUGAGGUGGAGAGAACGUUCGGGAACCUGCAGCUGAAGGACAGCAACGUGUACCAAGAUCACUACCACCAUCACCACCGGCCCCAUAGCAUCGGCAGUGCCAGCUCCAUCGAUGGCCUCUACGACUGUGACAACCCACCCUUCACCACCCAGUCCAGGUCCAUCAGCAAGAAGCCCCUGGACAUCGGCCUCCCCUCCUCCAAGCACAGCCAGCUCAGUGACCUGUACGGCAAAUUCUCCUUCAAGAGCGACCGCUACAGUGGCCACGAUGACCUGAUCCGCUCCGAUGUCUCUGACAUCUCAACCCACACCGUCACCUACGGGAACAUCGAGGGCAAUGCCGCCAAGAGGCGUAAGCAGCAAUAUAAGGACAGCCUGAAGAAGCGGCCCGCCUCGGCCAAGUCCCGCAGGGAGUUUGACGAGAUCGAGCUGGCCUACCGUCGCCGACCGCCCCGCUCCCCUGACCACAAGCGCUACUUCAGGGACAAGGAAGGGCUACGGGACUUCUACCUGGACCAGUUCCGAACAAAGGAGAACUCACCCCACUGGGAGCACGUGGACCUGACCGACAUCUACAAGGAGCGGAGUGACGACUUUAAGCGCGACUCGGUCAGCGGAGGAGGGCCCUGUACCAACAGGUCCCACAUCAAGCACGGGGCAGGUGACAAACACGGCGUGGUCAGUGGGGUACCUGCACCGUGGGAGAAGAACCUGACCAACGUGGAGUGGGAGGACCGGUCCGGGGGCAACUUCUGCCGCAGCUGUCCCUCCAAGCUGCACAACUACUCCACGACGGUGACGGGUCAGAACUCGGGCAGGCAGGCGUGCAUCCGGUGCGAGGCUUGCAAGAAAGCAGGCAACCUAUAUGACAUCAGCGAGGACAACUCCCUGCAGGAACUGGACCAGCCGGCUGCCCCGGUGGCGGUGACGUCAAACGCCUCCACCACUAAGUAUCCUCAGAGCCCGACUAAUUCCAAGGCCCAGAAGAAGAACCGGAACAAACUGCGCCGGCAGCACUCCUACGACACCUUCGUGGACCUGCAGAAGGAAGAAGCCGCCCUGGCCCCGCGCAGCGUAAGCCUGAAAGACAAGGGCCGAUUCAUGGAUGGGAGCCCCUACGCCCACAUGUUUGAGAUGUCAGCUGGCGAGAGCACCUUUGCCAACAACAAGUCCUCAGUGCCCACUGCCGGACAUCACCACCACAACAACCCCGGCGGCGGCUACAUGCUCAGCAAGUCGCUCUACCCUGACCGGGUCACGCAAAACCCUUUCAUCCCCACUUUUGGGGACGACCAGUGCUUGCUCCAUGGCAGCAAAUCCUACUUCUUCAGGCAGCCCACGGUGGCGGGGGCGUCGAAAGCCAGGCCGGACUUCCGGGCCCUUGUCACCAACAAGCCGGUGGUCUCGGCCCUUCAUGGGGCCGUGCCAGCCCGUUUCCAGAAGGACAUCUGUAUAGGGAACCAGUCCAACCCCUGUGUGCCUAACAACAAAAACCCCAGGGCUUUCAAUGGCUCCAGCAAUGGGCAUGUUUAUGAGAAACUUUCUAGUAUUGAGUCUGAUGUCUGAGUGAGGGAACAGAGAGGUUAAGGUGGGUACGGGAGGGUAAGGCUGUGGGUCGUGUGAUGCGCAUGUCACGGAGGGUGACGGGGGUGAACUUGGUUCCCAUUUGCUCCUUUCUUGUUGUUUUAAUUUAUUUAUGGGAUCCUGGAGUUCUGGUUCCUACUGAGGGCAACCCCGGUGACCAGCACCAUCUCCCCUCCUUUUCACAGUUCUCUCCUUCUUCCACCCCUAUCAGCCAUUCCUGUUCCCAUGAGAUGAUGCCAUGGGCCCUCUCAGCAGGGGAGGGUAGAGCGGAGAAAGGAAGGGCUGCAUGCGAGCUUCCUCCUGGUGUGGAAGAGCUCCUUGACAUCCUCUUUGAGUGAAGCCAGGAGAACCAAAAAGAGGCUAUGUGAGCACAAAGGUAGCUUUUCCCAAAACUGAUCUUUUCAUUUAGGUGAGGAAGCAAAAGCAUCUACGUGAGACCAUUUAGCACACUGCUUGUGAAAAGAAAGAGGCUCUGGCUAACUUCAUGCUGCUUAGAUGACAUCUGUCUAGGAAUCGUGUGCCAAGCAGAGGUUGGGAGGCCAUGUGUGUUUAUAUAUAAGCCAAAAAAUGCUUGCUUCAACCCCAUGAGACUCCAUAGUGGUGGUGAACAGGAACAAAAGGUCAUUGGUGGCGGAGCGGAUUCUUGAACAAACUGGAAAGUACGUUAUGAUAGUGUCCCACAGUGCCUUGGAGGCAAGAGCAGGUGGAUUGUGCAUGCAUGUGUGUUCAUGCACACUUGCACCCACAUGUAGUCGGGUGCCUCAAGAGAAGGCAACCUUGACUCUUUCUGUUGUUUCUUUCAAUAUCCCCAAGCAGUGUGAUUGUUUGGCUUAUAUACAGACAGAGAUGGCCAUGUGUUACCUGAAUUUUGGCUGUGUCUCCCUUCAUCCUUCUUGAAUAAGAAUGAAAAUUCUUGAUAAAGAAGAAUCCGUGGUCUAGACAAAAAAAAAGAUGGUGAGCAAUCCUGCAAGAGCAAGGUACAAAAACAAGUCCUCAGUGGUUGGCAAUUUUUUCAACCAGUUUGAACCAAGAACCUUCCAGGAAGGCUAAAGGGAAACAGAAUUUUCACAGCCACGAUUCUUUUGCCCACACUUGAGAGCAAAAGAUUCUACAAAGCUCUUUUGAGUAUUUAGACUGUCGACCGGCCAAGGUUUGGGGAGGAGCAAAGCCACCUUUGAAGAAGUAAGGAGUCGUGUAUGGUAGGGUAAGUGAGAGAGGGGGAUGUUUCCAAUGCUUUGAUCCCUUCUUACUUAACCUGAAGCUAGAAGAGCAGGCUUCUUCCCCCAAAACUGAUUACAACUGCUGUGGAGCAGACAGUUAAGAGAAAUGAACUUGACAAUUAAGAGAAAUGAGCUGCACUCCAUGAGUGUAGCUCAGGAGGUACGAAGAGAGGGGAAGAGACUUGGCAAUGGGAGAGGGGGGCAGAGAGGGAUCCUCCACAACCUCUUUGGGCCUGGCUCCCUGGGAAUGUGACUUGAGCCCAGAGUGAACACUCUUGGUAGAAGCCCUUCCACCUUCCUGCAACACCUUGUUUCCCUCUCAGAUUGUACCAUUGAGGAAUUAAAAAAAAAAGAUAUACAUGUAUAAAACUCCAGGGAUGAGGGUACCGGCAGACAUGAUGCUCCCUUCACUUAACAUUGGAAAAUUGAGAAGGGAAAUGAAUAUGUGUCACGGCCGGUCCUGAAACUUGGGGUAGGGCUAUUCUAUGGGUCAGUUCCACUGUCCUGCCAUCCUUCCCUACACAGGGUGGCAUCCAGAGAGCCCGGGGUCUGUGUGGAAGCUUGACUACAGGAUCGCCAUGUUGCACACAGGACACAUAAACCAGAAAGGUGCUCAUCCUCCUCUGGAAGGAAGCUGCCAUGUCUCUUCAAGUCACUCCCUCCAGGGCUGCUCUUCGCCCCUGUUCGCCCUUACUCGCGACCCUUCCUCAUCCCAUCCUUGACUGCUAUCCCCGACCCUCCUCCUUGAUUUUUACCUCAGUAUCUUUCAUUUUAAAGCCAACUGAAGGCCUUGUAAAGCUUUGUUUUCAUUCUAAAAUGAACAUGGGGGCAAGGGGCUGAACCUCUCACAGAUUUGGAGAGAGGGGCACGGAGUGCUUUACCUUAGAUAACAGGAAAGACUGAGAGAGGACAGAGGGCGUGAGGCACCUCCAGGAGGAAGAAGGUGAAGGGCCACGUAAACACCGCUUCGCCCUGACUCUGUCCAGGGGUCAGGGACUCAUCCCCUCAUCUUCCUCUUACCUCACCCCUUUCAAACAAAAAACCAAACCAACUAACCUAGCGAACAGCAAUCUAGAACCAAGGGAGCUCUUUCAGUCUCCGCUGGCAACAGAAAUCAAGACGGUGUUUAUUUCAUAUGUAAAUAUUUUGUUUUCUAAUUAAUUUUGUAUAGAUAAAGUGUUCUCUUGUGAGUAUUCAGGGUGUUGGGCUGGAGGGAGUGGGGUGGGGAUGGGAAUGAGAGGGAAAAAGUGUUUUGUUAUGGGUUUUCAUUUUCCACUGGGGGAAUUGUUUUGUAUGGCUUUUGCUUCAGGGUGUCUGGAAAAAGUGAAUGCCCAGGGAGGCCACUAUGGUGAAAAAGCCAGGGGAAAGUAAUUUGUGUCCAUUCCCCCCCCCCCCCCCACCCCCGCCCAGAAAACCAGUCUUCUUACUGGUUUGUGAGAAAUGUUCAUGCACUUUGGCCAGGGCUUUACAUAGGGUUCAGUUUGGCUCUAUGCAAACCCCAGGUCUGACUCCUAUCCUUCUAGGUAGACCCUAGGUUACCGCAUAACAUGCAAAGACAGGCUGGUGGCACCAUAUUUCCUCUGUCAGUACCUAGGGUAGGAAAGAUUCCCAAAAGGGCUUAAACAGAAUUAAGGUCAAAUUAACUUCCCGUUCUUGGUGUGACUGAAAGGUUUCAGGAAGCUCAAUCCUGAGAAAUCUCCCAGUGGCCUCCUCUGAUGCUGAAACAAUCAUCUCAGUCAUCUGAGUCUUUUCUUCCUUAGGACCUGGGCGCUGACUCACUCCCUGCCCCACCUCCACCCUCAGAAAUCAGCCUGGCAAACACACCUGGAAAAAUCUCCACUAACUACUUUUUGAAGCAUGUGAUAUCUGGUUAUCACAUAACCAGAGAAGUAGUGCUGGAUAUGUGUCUUACAAAUUUGCAUGCUUUUCUAGAAAAGAUGAUGAGAUCCACUAAAAACUCAGUGGUGAGAUGAUUCCCUUAGCAAGAUUGCUGAAGUUAGGUUUAGAGGUGGGAGGAUGGGUAUGUGAGCAAUGGUGCCAAUAGUGGCCCUUUAUUUGCCUUGUCCUCAUUACUGCCAUCAGGAAGGUGCUACUGGCCUUGAGCCAGGUGUUCAUAAUCUGGCCUUUGGUUAACCAAUCGAACUUCUUUUCCUAGACUGUUGGUUUUGUGGAGGUUGGCAGCCUCUCUCUAUCACAGGUUAAAAUUUCCAAAUCCAUUUACCCAGUAUAUUCACUACAUUUUUUCCUAUCCUCCCAUCAUGAAAGCUGUUAGCUGGAUAAUUUUAUUUUUCUAAACUCCUUAUUUGGCCCCAAUUGGUCACUUUUCUUCAACUGGAUAUUUGCACUGGGACUAAGUUACUCAUGGUCUGCUCAAGAAAGCGUAAAGAAAGGAAGGCUGGGCAUUGUUAAAAUCUAGAUGUUACUUAAUUCCAGAAUAACAAGCAAGUAAAAUGCAUGAGAAAUAAUUCAGCUAUAAGCCCAAUCUAUAUCACAGAUGGGUAUGAAACAACACUCAAUCCAUCCAAAACUGUGAGAUUCCGCAGAUACCCUCAGGAGUACCUAAUAUUCACAUGUUCUUCAGAAUCCAUGCUUUCUCUCUUUGUACCCUCUAUCAUUCCCUUCCAUUGCAGAAGUGGUUGGUGAGUGUGGUCCUGUAUGAACUCCUUUCAGUGGCAAUGCUUAAAUCUCAGCAUUUCCACUGACAAUAAUCUGACUCUUGAAUUUGCCUGAGUCGAGAAUGUGCACACCUUUCAAAGUGAUGCAUGUACAGUGGACUUUGUUAUUUCAAAAUCUGUCACUGUGUAUCCUCAGCCAGAACUUGGGAAACAUCCUUUGUGUGUAUUCCCCUGCACUGGCCACAGCCAUGUUGUGAUUGAGGGGAAAAUCCCAAAUGAUUCCAUUAAAUGUUGCUGGUGUCAGUAGUGCCAAAAACGCAUGUAUGACGUGAUACAGUAGGAGUCAUCUAUACAGUUAAGUGACUAUCACCCACCCGGUCUUCCGUGGCCAUUGGGAGUUGCCCAAAGGAGAAUUCUCUGCAGAGUGCUGGUCACCUGCACAUGUCACUAAGAGCUAGGUUUCUUCGGUUCAUUUUUUUUUCUGUUGUUUUUGUUAGUUCAAGAUUUAGAGACAGAAUAACCAGAUUGGUUGGGCAAUAAGCUUUUGGAAAAAACUAUUCCAGAACUCACUUUAUUCUUUUAAUAAUCAUCUCUCUAAAAAGGCCCCGUCAUUGCUUGACACCCUGUGAAUGUCUGUUUUCGUAUGUUGGGAAUGAUUCAGAUGUGUGCAUAAAUGAUGUCACUGCAGUGAUGUUGAUGAAUGCAUUCAGCAUUUCCAGGGAUUGUGGCCAUUCCUUAUGUGCUCUCUGAGCCCAAAGCCAUAUAGGAAACAUAUGCUCAGUAGGCUGCUGCACACUACAGCAGAGCUUUUGGUUUCUUCACUUGGGUGUCAGAGAUUUUUCCUGUUUAAGGAGCUCUUCAUGGAGGAGAAGCAGCUGAAGGUGAAUAGUCACACCGGGAUGGGUCUGGCCUUACGCAUGCUGUGUGGUCCAUGGUGUGUUGAAGGUCCUGAAAAGGUCUUUUUCAUUUCCCACCCCUCUCCAACUACUGCCUUCCCACACAGAUUUGUUGCUUUAGUGCUGAGCUGAGCUGCCUGUCAUUCAAAUGAAAGUAAUCCCAGGAAAGGUGACAUAUUAAGCCAUAUUAGGGAUUUAUACAUUUAAUCACCUAAUUUACAUUAGGAAUCUCACUCCUUUUCCUGGGAAUAAGUUAUGAUACAAGAGAAGAGGAAGGGAGCAGAGAGCACUAAGAGCAAUAGAGUAGGGAACAAGGAUACAGGUUCUAGACGGCAAAGACAUUUAAACCAUAUUUUAUCCUCCACCUGCUUUUAUUUAAGGCUCAUGUGACACCUAAAUAGGACUCCUGGUUAGGAAUUAUUUUCAAUACACAAUCACAUGAGUGUAUAAUUUGUGAAUUUCUAAAUUCAGUAUCUUGUAGGGCAGGUUGAGAACUAUGAUUCUUUCUGUAGAAAAUGGAAAAGUGAUGCUUCUCCAUUACAUGUUACUGAGUAGGCAGCUAGAAAAAUCAAAUUGAAUUUAUGAUACAAUAAAAGUUACUGUCAUUGUCUGGUCUCUGUUCCAGUUUAAAUAAUCUUCCAAUUAGCUGAGUUGGUCUAUAUCCUAUACUUUCCACCUCCAUGGGGGGGUGCCCUGUUAGCUGGUAAAAGAGCCACUUAUGACCUCAGGUGCUACUUAACCUGGGGGGCAACUGUUUCUUAGGCCUAUCAGAUGUUUGGGAUGACACUAAAAUGCAGAUUAGUCAGUCUGAGAAUGUCUAAUAUUGAUCUGGAUCUAGGAUUCUAUUCUAGUUUGGGGGGGGUUCCAGUAUUGUAUAAAAUCAUAGGAUAUCUGAGAACAUCCCACCCUCAACUCAUUCCAACCACAUUGAUUCAGUCACACAGGGGCCCUGUGAGUUACAUGACUCAGAAGAGACAGCCUAUCUAUUCCCACGACAAAGGCCCCCACCCAGAACCUUAAAUUGAAAGCCAGUGCUGCUACUUUUAUGCCUUGGAGAGAUCUGUGAAGUUUAGGGCUUCUAAUUUACAAUAUUGAAGCAAGAAAAAAGAAUUUUGUUCAGAGUAAUGGGUUAGAAUAGCAGUACUGGGAAUAAGUCGGAAAGUUAGAAAUCUUCCACAUUUCUCUCUGCGUCUCUCAGAGCUCCGCACAGUGAGUUUCUGGAGCUGCUUCAUGCUUUGAAUAUAAUUGCUGGGGUGAUUAUGUGGGUAAGGGCUCCUGAAAGAACUGAAGGUGAAAAGCAGAGUAGAUGAGUAGAAUUCCUCAGAGCCUUGGCACUCUGGUGUGUUGAGUCUGUGUUUUGGCAAAGGUAGGAGAACUCAAUGCAAGAAUAAAGGUACAAUUAAAAAGCACAACACUAAGCCCAAUUUAAACUGUUAUUUUAAAGAUUGGGUUUCCACACUUUAAACCUAAACUCCUUUAUCUGUAAUUAUUUUAGUGUUGUGAUUUAAGGGGUGGAGCAGGUUCUAGUACUAUGCAGGAGAAAAAAAUAAAAGCUCUCUGGUUAAA